Cucumis melo (muskmelon) is the source of this 1011-nucleotide messenger RNA. Its product is annotated as NADPH-dependent pterin aldehyde reductase-like. The transcript is spliced from 5 exons. Gene Ontology annotation, biological process: folic acid-containing compound metabolic process. NCBI's taxonomy places the organism in Eukaryota, Viridiplantae, Streptophyta, Magnoliopsida, Cucurbitales, Cucurbitaceae. The coding region runs from base 46 to 837 and encodes 263 amino acids. The record is from RefSeq and is a predicted model, not a curated record. Gene Ontology annotation, cellular component: cytosol. Gene Ontology annotation, molecular function: oxidoreductase activity, acting on the CH-OH group of donors, NAD or NADP as acceptor.
GGUGGGAUAGAAGUUUGUUGUCACAGCCACACGUACUGAAAUGAAAUGAACAGAAAUACCAUUAAUUAUUAUAAAUUAGCUUUGGGAAACUCUCAUUACAAUUAUAGGUUUGAAGAAAGUGGUUGUUGGAGAAUGGCGGUUUCAAAGAAGAUUUUAAUAACUGGAGUGAGCAAAGGGCUGGGAAGAGCUUUGGCUUUGGAAUUGGCCAAUCGCAACCACACAAUCAUUGGUUGCUCCCGUGACCAAUCCAAACUGGACUCUCUCAAACCUCUCCUUUUCAACUUCUCUUCCAAUCCUCAUUUCCUCUUCAACGUUGAUGUGACAUCGAAUAGCAGCGUUGAAAUGUUUGCACAGGCCGUUGUUGAAAACAAUCUUGUUCCAGAUAUUAUUGUGAAUAAUGCAGCUUUGGCAUGUAGAAAAUGUAAGAUAUGGGAGACUGAAGUUGAAGAAGUUGAUAAUGUGAUUAAUACUAACGUGAAAGGAACAAUAAAUAUAAUGCGUCAUUUUAUUCCUCUAAUGAUUCAUAACAAACAAGGGAUCAUCAUUAAUAUGUCUUCGGAUGCUGGAAGAGCUGCACAUCGAGAAUAUGCACUAUACUGUUCAUCAAAAUGGGCAGUGGAGGGAUUAAGCAAAUGUGUAGCGAAAGAAUUGCCAGAAGAAUUAGCAAUUGUGAGUUUGGAUCCUGGAGCUGUAUACACAGACAUGCUCGCUUUAUGCCUUGGUGAUCAUCAUAUGGCUUCACAAUUUCCAUCUCCUCGACAAUGGGCUUCGAAAGCAGCAACAACGGUUCUUGGUAUUACCACAUCAGACAAUGGGGCAUCUCUUACAAUUAACUAAUGUGCCAACUAUUUCAAACAUGUACAAAUUUAACGCAUAAGAAUAUGUUCAGUUUGUAGUCAUUUCGAUUUGAACGUAGUCUCAAAACAGAGUUGGUUCAUUAUGAUGACUGGUCUAUAAUAUACCUUUAUCGGAUCUUUCUUGUUUGAAAUUAAUAAUUUAUAAGUUUUAGCA